AUGAGUAAAAGAAUCCCGGGUCAUCCGUGUACAGGGAGCGCCGUGUCCCCCGGACAGGAGUCUCUGAGCGGGGACUCCCUCCGCUUCCUCUUUAAUACACUGGAGAAACGUGUGCAGUGCCGCGGCAGCGACGUGUCGUGUGAAAAGUGUGAUCUCACAGAAGGCCUCCAUCAGCUGAUCAGUAACCACUCCAGCCACCAGGGGGCGGAGGAAGAGGAGGAUGAAGCUGGAAGAAGCCUGGAGAAUGUAACAAUCAGUGUGUCCCAGUUCACCCAGCUCGCUGCCGGCUGUGUGCUCCACCUUACCUCUCCUGGAGCGGUCUGCACGGCCAUACGUCAGGGGAGGUGGGCGGAGGAGACGGAGCACUUCCUUCACGAGAUCACACACGGGGAGCAUCAUGAACACCAACAUGAGAAGAGCCGGACUGAGCACGCUCACGACCACAUGGACGUUCAUGGUUUGGAGACUGUGCUCCAGGAGCUUCAGCAUCACUAUGAGCCUGAACACAGUGAGAGCUGUGUUAGACCUGCUGACAUCAUGGCAGAGGUCAACGCAUCACUGCCUGGGCAACAACAGGAAGUGGGCGCUGUUUUGGGCAGAGUAUUAUAUCACGCUCUCAGAGGUCACUGCUUCAUCGGCCACUCCCUGCCCGAGGAGAGCUUCUUCCUGGACUACAUCGUGGGCCACGUGGGGUCAGAAAACUUCACCAUUGAAGAAUUAAAGGCUUUGAUGAGAAGUUUAAACAUCGGCCUCACUGAUGAACACGAACACCAUGAAGGUGAACAUGAACACCAUGAAGGUGAACACGAACACCAUGAGGACGGACACGCCCAUCAUGACCACAGCGGUGGGAGGCGGAGGAAGAGGAGAAGUCUUCAUCUAAAUGAGGGGCAGGAAAGAAACGGCACCUGGGAUCAGCGCUGCUUCUCAGCCGAGGAGCUGGUCCUGAUCCUGGGUAAAGCGGCCGACAACAGUUCCGUCCUGGGUCGGUCCGACCUGGCCCGGCUCAGCCCUGCUCUGGUCCAACAGAUCCUGAGUGGAGCCUGCACAGACAACACAAAGCCAGUGAAACCAGACGGACUCACUGUGACUGAGAGAUACCUCUAUGCAACUCUUGCCAAUGUCAUCAUAACGCUGACGUCCAUGUUUGGCAUCGUGCUGCUGCUGUGCACCUCCUGCACCAGUGUGUUUCAGUACUGUAUCCAGUUCUGCAUCAGCCUGGCUGUAGGCUCUCUGACCGGGGACGCCUUGCUGCACCUCUUACCCAUGUUCCUGGGUUUACACGUGCACUCAGACAAUGAAGGAGGCCACCACGACCACACACAGUCACCACACACACACCAGGAGGAAAUUCCAGACUACAUCUACAAGAUGUUGGUGGUGAUGGCUGGGAUUUACUAUUUUUACCUGAUGGAAACGAUCUUCUCUCUGGUCACGUAUAAAGAAAACCGACACCAUCAUCAACACCAUCAUGCAGAGGAAGCCGAGCCUCACCACUGUGACCACGGGUUGGUUUUAGAGAUGUAUCAACAGGAAAGAAAGCAAAAAGACAAGUCACCUUCCAAAGCAGACCUGGUUGGCUUCGAUGACGAAAAACCACACAAAGAGCCCAAGGAGCGCACCAAAGAGCAGCGACUGCUGCCUUACAUGAUAACCAUCGGUGACGGGAUCCACAACUUUGCAGAUGGAUUAGCCCUAGGCGCCGCGUUUUCGCUGUCAUGGAAGUCUGGUUUGGCCACGUCAUUGGCUGUGCUCUGCCAUGAGCUCCCACAUGAACUGGGUGAUUUUGCCAUUUUGCUGCACAGCGGCGUCUCCGUGCGCAGGGCGUUGCUUUUAAACAUCAGCAGUGCCAUGACGUCGUUCGUUGGUCUGUACAUCGCUCUGUCUGUUGCCAGUGACCUUGCAACCACACAGUGGAUCGCUGCCAUCACUGCGGGGCUGUUUCUGUAUGUGGGACUGGCUGAUAUGCUGCCCACCAUGGUUCACGUGAGCAACAAGAGACCCUGGCUGGUAUUUGUGCUCCAGAGUUUGGGGCUUUUGACCGGCUGGGGCAUUCUGCUGUUGCUGUCACUUUAUGAAGAGAGAAUCAACUUCUAACGCAUGGACCCGUGUCAGGAUGUCGUGACACCUGACCUCCGUACACAGGUGUAUUUUGGAUUCGAGUUAAGAGCUACGGUCUUAUUUGUCCAGCCCCUGGUUAGGCUGAGUACUGCUGUAAGUAUUUUGAAAGGAGCGGUCCACAUUGUCUUAAUGGGUCCCACAUUUUUAUGUAGUCCAGGCUGACCAGCGUUGGUCACAGAAGCCCAUGUUCAUUACAUUUUACUUGUGCACAUUCUGCACAUGUCAUGCCAGAAGUGUUUUGUGUCUGUCCAAAUGUUUUCUCUCUCUUGUUUCCACCUAAACUGACUCUACCUGUUCACCAUGACUAACAGAAAUGUGCAUAGAGUCACUAAGGUUGUGUGACCUCUC
This is a messenger RNA of Cynoglossus semilaevis (tongue sole), 2469 nucleotides long. RefSeq names its product solute carrier family 39 member 4 (gene slc39a4). The coding region runs from base 1 to 2097 and encodes 698 amino acids. NCBI's taxonomy places the organism in Eukaryota, Metazoa, Chordata, Actinopteri, Pleuronectiformes, Cynoglossidae. Gene Ontology annotation, cellular component: plasma membrane. Gene Ontology annotation, biological process: zinc ion import across plasma membrane; intracellular monoatomic cation homeostasis. Gene Ontology annotation, molecular function: zinc ion transmembrane transporter activity; monoatomic cation:bicarbonate symporter activity. The transcript is spliced from 13 exons. The record is from RefSeq and is a predicted model, not a curated record.